AACACGUGGUACAAAACAAGACCCUACAGAGAUUUUAUCCUCGAUUUUGUCAUUCCAGCCUUAGUGAGGUCUUAUAAAUCAAUUAAAAAGAUAGCAAAAUUAUGAGAAAGAAAUGAAGACGUGGGUGGAUAGUUAUACUUUUGAUUUUCCCUGGGAGACUGUAGUACAGGCUGCAUAUCGUAAAUACCCAACACGUCACAAUACUAAUGUUAAGACGCUCGAUACAUUGGAAAGGAGGUGUGGUCAAAAUGGGAGUGGCCGAGUUUUGUUUAGUCAUCGGUUGUUUGGUACACUAUGGAAUGUACCGGCUCUUGUAAUUAAUAUAUUAGGGUUUAAUGAGAUGAUGUAUAUUCAUGAAAUGUCUGAGUGUGACACUGUUAGCAAGACACUUACCAUCUCUGCCGUUAAUGUCUCAUUAAGAAGUUUAUUUAAGAUGAGCGAAGUCCUGCAAUACAAAGUACAUCCAGAGCAUCCAUCAAAGACUAUACUACAGCAGCAUACUGUAAUGAGUGUUCAUGGUGUUCCAUUGCUAGGAGGAUUAUUAGAAACCAUGAUACUCAAUUCUUAUGAAUCUGUUAUAUCAAAGGGAAGAUUGGCAGUAGAAGAGAAAGCAAAAGAGAUAAAAAAGGAACUGUAAUUCAUUUUAUAAUUGAUUUUUAAAUUUAAUGUUUGUACUUUUACUAUUGUGAUAUACAGUGUUACAGUAUCUUACUAUAUACCUUAGUUUAUACUUUGUAUAUUCUUGAAUUCUUGACUUUCUUAUGAGUAUUAAAAUGUUUGAA
This is a messenger RNA of Amphimedon queenslandica, 782 nucleotides long. Its product is annotated as PRELI domain containing protein 3B-like. Gene Ontology annotation, cellular component: mitochondrial intermembrane space. The record is from RefSeq and is a predicted model, not a curated record. Bases 113 to 637 code for a protein of 174 amino acids. Lineage: Eukaryota; Metazoa; Porifera; Demospongiae; Haplosclerida; Niphatidae. The transcript has 6 exons.